GCAGUGACAUAUUCGUCAGUCCACUGCAAGUGGAAGUGCCAACACCAGUACGUAGUAGGCAGUAGCACAGCUACAUCCCCGUAAUUCCUGCCAUCGAGCUCGAGGCCGGCAAGCAAUCUCCCGAAGCUAUCAAGCCAUGGCGCCUCGCAGCCGGCUCCUCGACCUGGAGAGGCACGACGUGCUCUUCUUCUACGGCGACGGCGCCUACCACCACCACCACCAGAGCGACCGCGUCAGUGUGGCGACCUACGGGAUCGUGUUCUGGCCCGUCUUCCUCGUGGCCGCCCUGCUCCUGAAGCUCAUCGUCCCGUUCCCGCACGCCGCAGCCGCUGCCGUCUGCUGGGCGCUCUACGUCGCCUACUGCUUCCUCCUCAACCGCGCAGCGCAGGCGAGCAGCUCCAGCUCCUCCGCCGCCGUGCCGCCGGCAGAGCCCUCUCGCCCCACUACUCGGGGCAGCGUGGCAGGCUAUAUGAUCGAGCAGAGGUCGCAAUGAUGCUAUAUGAUCGAAAUAGGGCCUCAGCUGACAAAUCAGCCUGGAUGUAUAUGUAAUCUGGAUUCGUUUUAAAAAUAUAUAUGUAUGUAAUCUGGCAACUCUUUUCAGGAAUAUGAAUGGUUGGUUUUCUUUCA
Molecule: messenger RNA, 627 nt
Organism: Sorghum bicolor (sorghum)
Lineage: Eukaryota; Viridiplantae; Streptophyta; Magnoliopsida; Poales; Poaceae
Exons: 1
Coding region: 137-493 (118 amino acids)
Source: RefSeq, a predicted model, not a curated record